UCUUUCCUUCAUCUUUUUGCCUGCGUCCUUCUUAGUGGAAUUUCUCGCCACACCAUUACCAAUUUCAUCAUUUUUAUUUUUCAUUUCAUUUUUUUUGUUUUUUAAUCUCAUCACCCUUUUUAGAGUCCUUGUUGUAUACGCUUUAAUUACCAACUAGUAGGCAAUAGGGUAUUACAUAAAGCUCAUGAAGAAGACAUUACUGUUGAUUUUGUUAAAGGUCACUUCAGUUUUUCAGCCAUCAUGUUCUUUUCUUCUUGCAUUGCCCAUCCUCUAAUCUCACCAAAGAUUAGUCAAUUUGGGCAGCCAGGUAAUCUUCACCGUAAUGUGGAAGUGGACCAAAGAUUCACUUCUGCUCUCAAAAUCAGGACCACAGAUCAUCCCAGCCAGCAAGCAAGAAUUGGAGCUGGCUUACUUGAUGAAUGGAGUUUUGCUAGAGGAACAAGACUUGUUAUUAGACAAAAAGUUUCUACAUUUAUUCCCUUUAGAAAAAGCUUUGAAGUACAAGCUUCAUGGUUGCCAACUUCACAAAUUGCUAGCAGCGUAUUUACCUUGGGAACCGCAGCGGUUCUUCCAUUCUAUACUCUUAUGGUUUUUGCUCCGAAAUCUGAAUUGACUAAAAAGUCUAUGGAAAGUAGCGUCCCUUUUAUUGUGCUCGGGCUUCUGUAUGCAUAUCUGCUGUACCUGUCAUGGACGCCUGAUACAUUAAAGCUGAUGUUUGCUAGUAAAUACUGGCUGCCAGAGCUAUCUGGUAUGGCCAAAAUGUUCUCCAGUGAAAUGACAUUAGCUUCUGCAUGGAUUCAUUUAUUGGCUGUAGAUCUCUUUGCUGCAAGGCAGGUUUUUCAGGAUGGACUGCAAAACCAAAUCGAGACUCGGCAUUCGGUUUCUCUUUGUCUGCUGUUUUGUCCCAUUGGAAUUGUUACUCAUUUUGUUACCAAAGCAGUUGCAAAAACUGCUGCAGAUGACAGGCAUAAAAUGCACUGAUAUUUACUGUGUUUUAGCAAAUUCAACAAUUUGGAACAAUUGUGUUAUCUCUAUGAUUUAACUUGGAACAUCAUUAAAAACAUCAAUUUCUCCUGUUCUUGAUGUUUAACAAAGCAAUUCUUUAAUGGUUACCUUUCCCUUUUUUAACGAA
Molecule: messenger RNA, 1132 nt
Organism: Gossypium raimondii (Peruvian cotton)
Lineage: Eukaryota; Viridiplantae; Streptophyta; Magnoliopsida; Malvales; Malvaceae
Product: protein ABA DEFICIENT 4, chloroplastic
Exons: 6
Coding region: 241-981 (246 amino acids)
Source: RefSeq, a predicted model, not a curated record